Molecule: messenger RNA, 1158 nt
Organism: Peniophora sp. CBMAI 1063
Lineage: Eukaryota; Fungi; Basidiomycota; Agaricomycetes; Russulales; Peniophoraceae
Source: the annotation of a GenBank genome assembly
AUGAACUACAAGGAACCUCACACCCACACUGUCCCUUGGAACGCGAAGGCUGUUCUACUAUUCGCCAUAUUCGGUUUUAUUGCCGUGUGGCUGGCUUCGAAAGCCCCUUUACUCGCUCUGAGAUCUAUCUGGCGCUCCAUAACCACCCUGCUCCCAUCGACGCCGCCGAAGGCAUCUCGCGAGAUGAAGAGGUUUACGACUCGGCGCUCGGCGCGUCGGGACGCAAAUCUUCCCUCAGACUUGGCCGCUCGCCCGCUCAUCCACGCGGCCACUUGGCAUUGUCCGGAUAUGCAUGCCCAUGGGCCAUCGACGAACGCAGGUGUCUUUAGGGCUAGUGCACAAGCCCCAGGAGAGUCCGGGGGCACCCUUCAACAGUCGAACCGGAUCAACACACCGACUACGCCUCCCAACACCGGACCAGGUGGACUAGAGAUGCCGGCGUUAUCUGGCCCAUCUUCAAACGUCCAAGCUCCCGAAACGCCGCAGGUCCAUCCGUAUACCCCAGCGUGGAUCUCCGCGGCGGAGCGGAAAGGCAGCAGUCGACCGCUUCCCACGGCUGACGAUCUAUUACCGACGAACGUGAAGGCCAAGGACGCGGUCUUGACGAUGAUUCUCAAAGAGGGCGAGCACACUCACGACGUCACGUACUACCGAUCAAGCGGCACCGAACCGCUCUCUCAUCCUAGCAUAUCAACAAUUGGUCGGCCGGGCGACACAUUCGUACAUCAUGUGCUGGACGUUCCGACCACAGUCUGGUACAGAAAUACCAAGUUGGAAUGGGAGGUCGCGGACGAGGUUGCGCAGAGAUAUCCGUACCUUGGCAUGGAGAUAUACGACGAGCGUACGCGGUAUGUCCUGAACGUCCGCGAUGAUGGGUUUGCGACGUGGGUCCAGAACAGGACUGCGAAGCGGUACGAGGCUGCCAAACGACAACGAAAGGCGGAUGUCACCACGGGAUAUAAGCUGGCUCUCAAGCACAUAAACCGUUUUAUUUUUAAAAGUGUAGGACUGUCCUCAGGGGCAGUCCUCACUGAUGACGAGAGUGACGAGAUCACGCGAGGAAAAAGAAAGCAGGCGGUCGCAGCGAGCGAGGACGAGAACGAGGACGACAUGUCUGAUGAAGAGACGCUCGGAGAGGAGUCGAGAGCAAGUAACUGA